ACCCACUUACUUCCCUUUAAAUGUAAAUCAAAGAGGAGAAAGAGAGAGAGGGACCAGACCAGAAAUUGGAAGAAGAAAAGGAAACAAAGAAAACAAGAGAGUGGAGAAAGAGAGAGAGAGAAAGAGAGAUCAUGUGCAAUCACAGGAAGCGAAUGGAAUGGUGGGGUACUAGUACCAGUAAUACUAGUAGCAGGAAGAAGAAGACGACCAAGACGAUGGCGUUGAGGAAGUUCGAGGAGCUUCCGCCAUACAUGAAGGACAACGAGUACAUAUUGGAUUAUUACAGAUGCGAGUGGCCCCUGAAGGAUCUCUUGUUCAGCGUCUUUGCCUGCCACAACGAAACCCUCAACAUCUGGACCCACUUGGUGGGGUUUUUGAUAUUUGUAGGACUGACGGUCAUGACCUUGACCAACAACUCACUAUUGGAGCUGCACAUUUUCUCCAGCAGGGCUGUGGCGGUUCCUGGACCGUUGAUCAAUGUCUCCUCCUCCUCUUCCUCCUCUCACAAUGUGGAUGCAUUUCUUCCUCGUUCGCCGGACUUAAAGGGACAUGCAUCAUCAAUCAUUCAUGCGAAAGCGAAUGCAAACCAAGAAGUUGGUUACGAUGGUAUUAAUCCGCUUACAAUGUGGCCGUGGUUUGUGUUCCUAGGUGGAGCUAUGGGAUGCUUGGUCUGCAGUUCCCUUUCCCACCUCCUUGCUUGUCACUCUAAACGCUUCAAUUUUUUUUUCUGGCGCCUAGACUACGUCGGCAUCUCUCUUAUGAUCGUCUCUUCUUUUUUUGCUCCCAUUUACUAUGUCUUCUCCUGCAACCCUUGCUCUUGCUUUUUCUACCUUUCUUCCAUAUCUCUGCUCGGGAUCCUCGUCAUUGUUACCCUUCUUUCGCCUAGUCUCUCUAGACCCCGUUUCCGCCCAUUUAGGGCUACCCUUUUCCUCUCUAUGGGCUUCUCCGGAGUCAUUCCUGCGCUUCAUGCCCUAGUUAUCCAUUGGGGCAAUCAACAUAUAAUUGUUGCUUUGGCUUAUGAACUUGUUAUGGCCAUCUUAUAUGCUUCGGGAGCAGCAUUCUAUGUCGCUAGAAUACCAGAACGGUGGAAGCCCGGUAAGUUUGAUAUUGUAGGGCACAGUCAUCAGAUCUUCCACAUCUUUGUUGUGCUAGGCGCACUUACACAUAGCGCUGCUACUCUGGUUUUAAUGGACUUUCGCCGAGGAUCACCAACCUGUUCAUAUUAGGUGGUAUUUGUGGUGGUGACUGGUGAGGGCUACAAUCAUUCUGGCACCAGGUUUUAUAUUAGUUUCUUUAGCCUUGCAUAUUAGUAAGAAAAUGGCUGCACGCAACGCAUGUUUACUGAAAAUGUUGUACUUUUAACAUCCAUAAUUGAUGGAUUAUACAUGUUAAGAACAGAUGAUAUCAUUUCAUAUCAACCACCAGCAGUUUUUCA
This is a messenger RNA of Pyrus x bretschneideri (Chinese white pear), 1435 nucleotides long. RefSeq names its product heptahelical transmembrane protein 2. Gene Ontology annotation, biological process: response to hormone. Lineage: Eukaryota; Viridiplantae; Streptophyta; Magnoliopsida; Rosales; Rosaceae. The coding region runs from base 132 to 1226 and encodes 364 amino acids. Gene Ontology annotation, molecular function: signaling receptor activity. The transcript is spliced from 4 exons. The record is from RefSeq and is a predicted model, not a curated record. Gene Ontology annotation, cellular component: membrane.